AUGAAUUGGCAACUGAGUCCUCUCUUGCUCUUGAUAUUUUCUUUUCUUUCCAUCAAAGCUUUUGGUAGGAUACAACAUCAGUAUCAAGUGCCAUCUGAUGUUCUUAGGUCUGAUGGUGGUACUAGGAUAAGCGGCAUACAGGACAGGAUUGAUAAGGAUAUAGUCCUGGGAGGUCUUUUCACAGUCUACUUCAGUUCUGGUGGAAGUAAUGUUGGCAGCUGUGGUGAUGUCAUAUGGGAAGAUGGUAUGGAGAUGCUUGAGGCAAUGCUAUAUGCUAUUGACAGUGUAAACUCAGACCCCACUCUACUCCCUAACUUGACACUGGGCUAUGAUAUAAGGGACACUUGUAAAAGAGAGAAUGUGGCUAUGGAUGAGACUAUUGAUAUCAUCUUAUCCAGUGGGGAUUUGGAGCUGGAGAGUUGUGCAGUUGUAGAUACUAGCAUAUCAGACCAAGUCCCAGUGUCAGUCAUACUAGGAGCAUUUGAGAGUUUCAUUACAAUACCAAUGGCUGGCCUACUGCGUCUUUUUAAAAAGCCACAGAUAAGCUAUGGAUCUUCAUCGACUGCUCUGAGCAAUCGUGAGUUGUACAGUUAUUUCUUUCGUACGUUCCCACCAGAUGAUAAGCAGGCAAAGGCCAUGGUUGAUCUCAUAGUCCAUUAUGGCUGGGACCACAUCUCUACUAUCAAUUCCAAUAAUUUGUACGGUCAAAGAGGAAUUGAGGAAGUGAAGAAGCAUGCUGCAGCCAAUAGUAUCUGCAUUGACUUUGAUGCUAUCAUUACUGAUGAAUUCAAAAUAGCAAACUACACUAACCUAGCAAAUGAGUUACUAAAUUCUUUGGCUAAUGUAGUUGUGCUAUUUGCUUCAGUGCAUCAUGUCCGUAGCCUAUUGACUGAACUAGACAGGAUACAAACUGAGAAUAACAAUGAAAGGCAUUUUGUGUGGAUUGCUAGUGACACAUGGGCUGAACUGACAGAUGAAGAAUUCAAUAAUGUCACUGCAGGAAAAUUUGGUUUUGCUGCCUUCUCUGAGAACCUCGAUUCAUUUGAUAAUUAUUUUUCUCAGUUGCUCCCUAGCACAAACAACCGUAAUCCAUGGUUUUCUGCCUACUAUGAGCAGUAUUAUGAUUGUAAACUCAAUGGAACAUCAGUUUGUGACAACAGCAGUAUUACUGAUGCUUCAGACUAUAAACAGUCUUCAGUUGUGCCUCUGGUGACAGAUGCAGUCUAUGCAGCAGCUCAUGCUAUUAAUAACUUCAUACAGGAUAACUGUAUUCAACCAGUCCAAUGGUAUCCAAACAAUCAAAGCUGUUAUGGAUACAACCAGUCAUUAAAUAGAGAUGCCUUGUUUGACUAUAUUAGUAAAGUAAACUUCUCGAGUCCCAGUAAUAAUUGGGUCAAUUUUAAUUCGCAAGGAAACAUUGCAGCAGCAAAGUACAGCAUAUUCAAUUACCAAUUGAUUAACUGUACUGCUAAUGAUUGCCCUUCAUUCAGUUUGGUAAACAUUGGGACUUGGGACAGCAGUGUUGAUAAUCGUCUGCUACUUGACCCUAACGCUACCAGUCAGUUUGGAAUAGCUUCAUCACCAACAGGAGAGUAUGUGCCAAUAAUGGCAUUGAAAUCACAGUGUAAAGUAUGUGGUCCAGGUCAAAUCAAACGUAUAGUGGUAUCCUCAUGCUGUGGUACUUGUGAUCCAUGUCUCGGACAAAGCUAUACCAAUGCUUCAUUAACUAAUGUUACAUUAUGUCAAACAUGUCCUAAUGACAUGUGGGGCAAUAAUCCGUUAACUGGUAGCACUGGCUGUGUUGAUAUUUCUCACACAUAUCUUAAACCAACUGAUGCAUGGGGUAUAGUACUGAUUGUAAUAUGUGCAGUUGGAUUGAUAGCAGUUGUAUUUGUCUCAUGUGUAUUUGUUAGGUUCUGGAAUACUCCUAUUGUCAAGUCUUCAGGAAGAGAACAAAUGAUACUUCUACUCAUUGGAUUGGCUCUCUGCUUUCUCGUAACUGUUGCUUUUCUCUUAAAGCCUUCACCAAUCAUUUGUGGAUGUCAGCGUGUUGGUCUCUGGUUUUGCUUCUCUCUUGUACUGUCAGCACUACUAGUGAAGUUAAUACGGAUAUCACGUAUAGGUUUUCACAAGAGCAUGUCAAACCGUCCCAAGUGCAUAGGCCCCAUUUAUCAGAUUUUGUUUACGUUCCUGUUGGUCAGUGUACAAAUGAGCUUGGUUUUAGUUUCAAUGAUAAUAGUCCAUCCAGACACAACAACCUCUAUCAAGCUUGACGAGAACAAUCACAAUGAUAACCCAACUCUCAUCCUACAGUGCACCUCCCCACACAUUGCAUUGAUCAUAUUACAGAUGCUGUAUAUCAGUGCUUUACUUAUUGCCAGCAAUGUACUAGCAGUCCUUACUAUUAGAUUCCCUGCUAACUUCAAUGAGUCCAGGUACGUAUCUUUCUCUACGUUUUCAUUGGGUAUAAUGUGGUUCCUUUUCUUGCUCUCUUACAUUGCUACUGAUGACUCCACCAUUCAGACAGCAGUGAUCUCCUCGACAAUACAAUUGAGUGCAUUGGCUGUAUUGGGCUGCUUGUUUGGUCCUAGAGUGUUCAUUAUGAUAUUCUGGCCUAAGCAGAAUGAUCAGGGAACUGUAGCACCAGAUCUACCGACUGCAUAUGAAGUAUAAAACUGACCAAGAGUGAUGGCAGUGUACACGUAAAAAUUAUCAUUAUUAUAAUACAUAGUAGAAAAAGGAUUCUAAACAUUUAUAGUUUUGCAAAUAUGCAAUUGUUAGACUAUUUUAAG
Amphimedon queenslandica is the source of this 2792-nucleotide messenger RNA. RefSeq names its product metabotropic glutamate receptor 3-like. Lineage: Eukaryota; Metazoa; Porifera; Demospongiae; Haplosclerida; Niphatidae. The coding region runs from base 1 to 2673 and encodes 890 amino acids. The record is from RefSeq and is a predicted model, not a curated record. Gene Ontology annotation, biological process: G protein-coupled receptor signaling pathway. Gene Ontology annotation, molecular function: G protein-coupled receptor activity. The transcript has a single exon. Gene Ontology annotation, cellular component: membrane.